Mytilus trossulus (common blue mussel) is the source of this 606-nucleotide messenger RNA. Its product is annotated as thyrotropin-releasing hormone receptor-like. Gene Ontology annotation, cellular component: membrane. The transcript is spliced from 3 exons. Gene Ontology annotation, biological process: G protein-coupled receptor signaling pathway. The record is from RefSeq and is a predicted model, not a curated record. Bases 1 to 480 code for a protein of 159 amino acids. Gene Ontology annotation, molecular function: thyrotropin-releasing hormone receptor activity. NCBI's taxonomy places the organism in Eukaryota, Metazoa, Mollusca, Bivalvia, Mytilida, Mytilidae.
AUGUCGGUUGUAAAGAUGCUGAUUGUGAUUGUAGCCGUAUUUUGUAUCAUGUGGAUGCCUUACAGAACAGUCGUAGUAUACAAUUCCUUCAGUGAUUAUAAUAUUUCAAAUGUCUGGUUUUGGCUUGUGUGUAGGAUAAUGGUUUAUACUAACAGUGCUAUUAACCCUAUACUUUAUAAUGCUAUGUCGAUGAAGUUUAGAGAAGCAUUUACAGCUAUAUUGUGUCAUAGACAACUUGUCAAGCAAAGAUGCCGUCGAUGUAGCCAAAAUCUUGGCACUCACGAACCAACUGUUGGAAGUCCUCGUAAAAAUCAGAACUAUUCUCUUGUGACGUCAACUACCGGUCAUAUGUUACAAUUGGAACAGAAUGAACUAUAUGAACUAAAUGAGAAGAUUUCUAACGAAGAAAGAUGUAGUUCGUGUAUCGAUGUUAACGGCUACCUAUCAGAUAGUGAGAAGAGAACAAAUGGAUCUUUAUAGAUCCUUUUUUGUAAAUGUUCGGGUUUCUUUGAUUAAUUUUAGAUAUUCAUUUAUGUUUGCAUAUACUUCUUUAAAUGCGUUUGGCCAGUCUCUACGAACGAUUAUAUCUAUAUUUCCCAUUGACAA